This is a messenger RNA of Aspergillus versicolor CBS 583.65, 2443 nucleotides long. RefSeq names its product SPRY domain-containing protein. Lineage: Eukaryota; Fungi; Ascomycota; Eurotiomycetes; Eurotiales; Aspergillaceae. Gene Ontology annotation, cellular component: Set1C/COMPASS complex. Gene Ontology annotation, molecular function: transcription cis-regulatory region binding; protein binding. The record is from RefSeq and is a predicted model, not a curated record. The coding region runs from base 352 to 2184 and encodes 610 amino acids. The transcript has a single exon.
GCUUAACAGCUUUUGCAACCCCAUUGUUUACGGUAAGUUGGUUUCUACAUCCAUAAGUGACUUUCUCAUUCCAAAACCAGCUCAAUUGGUUAGAUAUUUUUGAGGUCUCGAAAUAUUGCAGCUGUAUAAUCCCACAUUACAGUAUAAGUCGGAUACUGGCUCUCAACUCUCUUACACAUUCCCUUAACCGCAAAGAUAUCGCGGCUACAUUUACAUUCGUCGUUAAUCAAAGUACCUCUCAACGCUAGCUAUAUUUCUAAUCCUGAAGUCUGCUAUAUUGACACGCACCUGUUGACCAUCAAUUGGUGGGCAGUAGGGCAAAACGCAUCCGUCUCGCACCGUCUCUGCAUUAUGACAUCUACUCACGCGGCCGGGUCCCCGGCCCCGUCUUCCAGCAUGAACUCCCCCGUCCUUCAUCCAGUGUCUGCUCCUCUUCCAAAUGGAUCUUUAUUAUAUGGCAAUGCCAGAGCUUCCCCGGUGCCGCUGAGUACCUCCUCAGGCCAGGUCGACAGUGCAAGGUCGAAACGCAACAAACGCGAUAGCCGUAAGAAAAGGGAGGCCAAGGGAUUGGACCAGGAAAACGCGCCUCCCAAAAAGAAAUCGGUUGUCUUACACAAUGCUGCCGUCCCGAGCUCCGAUCUCAGCAUCCUAAGACCAAUUGCAGUUGGGGAACCCAGACGCUCCGAUCGACUACCUCCUCAGGCCCGCCAAUUGAAUUUCGCAGUGCGCAAAAUGUCCAGUGUAAUUGGCCAUAGUUGGGAUUUCUAUGAAGUCGUUGACAAACUUACGAAUAAGAAUGGUUUUCGCUAUAGCUAUGCCAUAGCCGAUAAUGAGUUCUCUCAUAUCAAAUACCGCCAAACGGACGUUCCUCCGUAUCACGCACGAUUCAGCUUUGAAGACUCCCCAGCUGCAAUUCUCUUUUCUAAAGAUGCUCUUGCAGUUACAACAAACGACCCAUGGCAUACAGCGCGUGCUAAUGUAUGCGCACGCGAAGGGUCAUACUAUUAUGAAGCUCGCAUCAUAAGUGGUGUACUGAGUGAUUCAAGGGCAACAUCUUCGAAUGGGAAGACCAGCUUGUCCUCAAGGGGCCAUGUGCGCAUUGGGUUUGCUAGAAGGGAGGCAGAUCUUGAUGUUAACGUAGGGGUUGAUUGCUAUGGCUAUGGGAUCCGUGAUGUAAACGGUGAAGUGGUCAAUCGCAUGCGGUGCGAAUAUUUCUUCCCAAAAGGCGAAUCGAUUCGUGAAGGUGAUGUUAUUGGCAUGCUUAUCAACCUUCCGCGUCUUUCACUGCACAAACAAAUUGUUGAGGGAGCAUACGACGCCGGAAACGAUACUUCAAGAUCAAACCCGGGGCCUGGGUCAGCUACAAAUAUUAUCCGUGAUCGCAUCCCCUUCCACUACAAAAACGACUUUUGCUGGCAACAAUCCAAUGUCUUUCCUACUAAGCAAUUACGCGACUAUGCCUUCAACCUUAAGGAAACCCCAGCAUCCGGAGCCCCGUCUCCAUUGAACGGAGAAGACGCCUCUCUACGCACAUUGCCGGACUCCAGUAUCUCAAUAUACAAAAACGGCGUAAAGAUGGGCACUGCUUUCAAGGAAUUAUAUACGUUCCUACCACCGGCCAGCAGACUAGCCAAUGGUACCAACAAUCUCGGGCUCGGAGAACGUGAAAAUGCUGACGACGGUAUGAUCGGGUACUACCCGGCUGUUAGUUGUUAUGGAGGUGGUGCUGUCGAAUGCCGCUUUCAGGCUCCUUGGUGGUUUGGCCCUCCCUCAAAUGAAGACAAUGACAAGCCAGUCGUUGGGGUAGGAGAACGUUUCAACGAGCAAAUCGUCGAGGACAUUGUAGCCGACAUUGUAGAUGAAGUGGAGGCAAUGAUCGUCUGGGGUGGUGUGGAAAGUGACAUUGUUAAUAACGCCGAAAUAGAUGACUCUGGCGCCGGGGCUGUUGGAGGCACAGACGUUCUCAAAGGUGGCGUCGGUGCUGCUUACAACCCCACCACGACCUUGUCUACUGCCCCUGCAGACAGCAAUGGGAGGAAUUGCGGUACAAACAUAAAACUUGCAGACCAGGACACGGGCCACUCUACUUUCGAAGAUGUUAUGAACAUUGAUGCAACAAGUACAUCUAAUGCUGAUAUUGCCAUGCCCUCAGAACCUGAUGACACGCCAAUGAAUGGGGCUUGAGAAGGGGGGUUCAAGUCGUACGCAUUAGUUUUGCUGUUUGAACUUGAUUAGGUGCUUCCAUAUACUCCCAAUGCAUAGUGGAACUUGGAGACUCUUAUCCUCAAAUUCCAAGGAUUUGGCAUGAUGUGUGCCCUGGAAUGCUUCAAGAUUUGACACUAUAUAACAUAAUUAAUUUACAGUCCGUGACCCUCUAAUAUUUCGCCUACUUCCAGGACAAGUUUGUCGUCACCAUACUGGCCAAUUAUCUGGAUACCGGUCA